AUGUUUAACUGCAAAGUGCAGUUUCCUCCAGCUGUGCUCACUGCGUUGACCAAUAAAGAUGCAGCACUAAAGUCACCCACCAAGAACAGACUCAAAAACAUGCUUAUUCAAGCACUGUUUGACCACUUGAGUAAUGAGACAAUGUAUCCCUCUCAUGUGCAGUAUGUAGACCUUCUGAGGACUGUCCUUCUGAGUUUUCCUUUUUUGAAGGAGAGUUAUGGCUCUGGAUAUGAUGCUCUGCAUGAGUCUCUCAGGAACAAGUUUAAAAAGGAAAGAAGACCACUAGUAGACGUAGAGGAAAUUGAAAAAAUGAGACAGAAAUACUCAGUUCCAAAUUCAGGAAGAAAAAGAUCAUCAGAUAUCCAGCCCUGUAUCCUUUUGAAAAAAACCAAGGAUAUCAAUCCUCUUGACGAUGGGGAGGAUGAAAGGAGCACCGACCAACAUGUAUCAGUGAUUAAGCAAGAGUGCCAAAAAACUAGGCCAAAUGUGGAUGUCAUUCAAACGCACCUCAGGAAAAUACAGAAGUACAGAACACACUACAUUCUUCAGCAUACUACUGAAGAGGUUCUACGAGAAUUCCCAUGUCUCACUAUCCCUGUUGUGCUUCUUGAAGAGGCUUCCAUGUUACUUAAAACUGAUGUGGACAAAAAAGUAAUCCGAGGAUUCAGUAAGUUGGCAGCGAAGCUUGUGUCAAUAGCCCCAAACAGCAACCUUAAAAGCCUCUGCUUAAAAUCUGUUGAUGAGAGCCAGACAGACACUGAAAGAAAAGGUCAGAUGGUAAACACAGCUGUUCUUCUCCUGCCAUCUAUUUUCAAAGAAAAUGCCUCUCAUCUCUUCGUCAUAAAUAAGGAUCCACACAGCCCGAUACCUACAAUCAUACUCAGCAGCAGUGACGGCAAGCCCUUGAGUGAUUCAACUGAGGUCAAUGUCCAGAUGGAUGGACAAAAAAGGAUUCUGGACAGUGGGGAAAUGGACAUUUCAUUGGCGAUGGGUAUUGUCUUCUCCCUGUACCAUGUCUACAAUGUUGCCUAUCCAAGUGUGAACAAGCAGCGAUAG
Maylandia zebra (zebra mbuna) is the source of this 1056-nucleotide messenger RNA. The record is from RefSeq and is a predicted model, not a curated record. Lineage: Eukaryota; Metazoa; Chordata; Actinopteri; Cichliformes; Cichlidae.